Messenger RNA from Cladocopium goreaui, 1209 nucleotides. NCBI's taxonomy places the organism in Eukaryota, Dinophyceae, Suessiales, Symbiodiniaceae. The record is from the annotation of a GenBank genome assembly.
AUGGCAGUGGCCUCACGUCGCGCCGAUGGCGGGAAGUGGCGUGCUUCGAAGCAGCGAAGGGAUGGGCAAGAUGCCCUCAGGUGGACAUGGCUGGGCGAUGUGGACGGCAUCCAUCUCUGCGGCGGGCAAAAAGAAGGCUUGGGAGAAGGUGCAGUGCCCGGGCGCGGUCAUCUGGGCUCCCAGGAAGUUGAGAAAUUGUCCAUGGCCUUGCAGCUGCUUUUUGAGGGCCAGCAGCGCCGCUUGGGACCCAACGUCAUUGCCUGCAACGCCGCCAUCAGUGCUUGUGAGAAGGCUGCCCGGUGGCCACAGGCAAUUGCCUUGCUACAGCCAGACUCGGAGAUCCAAGGUUGGAAUGGUGCCAUCUCGGCCUGUUCCAAGGCCGGUGCCUGGUCGAUGGCCUUGCUGCUCCUCAGCGCCUUGGAGAAGCUGCCGGCACGGCGGGAUGCGGUGCACUUCGGGCUGCGGAUCGCCUGUGAGGCCCCUCGAAGUUGGCAGAAGGCGAUCACUUCCUUGGUGGCCAUGCAAGAGGCUGCCUUGGAGCCCAACGUGAGAAACUUCUCUGCACUUCUCCGAGGAUGCAAGGAGGCGACAGCUUGGGAAAGCGGUUUGGAGUUGCUUCAGCAGAUGUUUGCUAAAGGUCCUGCCCCGGAUGUCUUGGCGGUGAACACGGUCAUUGCAAGCAACCCGCCCUGGGUUAUCGCUGGGGGUCCCAGGGACCUCUGGAAAGCUUUGUUGAAACCAUCACUAUAUUCCCCAGAGGUCAUAGGCCCUGGCCUUGUUGGAGCAGAUGCCCCGGAGAACUUUGACGCCGCGGCAAGACGCGAAACUAUUCCGCUGGUGGUGUUUCGUGCUGGGGAUUUCACCCACAUUGGUUUGGCCGGUGAGUGGCCGGUGGUGUUGUCCUUGGUGUCCCAGCUGCGCCGUGGCGAGCGGGUCAACAUGGACGAUGUGACUUACGUCAAUGCCCUCACUGCCUAUGGCCGCAGCAAGAGGCGCGACUUCGUUUCGGAGCUGCUCCAGGACUUGAGGCAUCCCUCAUCGCAGCCGUCCGUCAGCGCCUUCAGCGCUGUGGUGGCAGCGGCCCACUGGGCAGAGGCGCUGCAGCUGCUCGAGGAGAUCGCCAGUCGUCAACUGCGUCCUCAACGACAAGACCUCAACGCAGUCAUUGGCAACGCGGCGGAAGGCACAUUCGGUGCUCCAGUCCUUUAG